GCACUCAUACCGUUCACUGUGUCCGCCAGCACUUCAUGGCCUCUAGAAUAGCCCUCAGCGCCGCGCGCGCCGCUGCUCCUCGCCGGGUAGUCCCCGCCGUGUCGGGCGCAAUCCAUGCCCGCACGAUGGCCACCAAGCCUCCGGCCGAAAAGGCGUCCGAGCUGAUCAACAACCUGCCCUCGUCGCCCGGCCUGGUCACCAAGACGGGCUCGGUCGUGCUCGGCACCGGCCUGCUCGCGACCGCCAUCUCGCAGGAGCUGUACGUGCUCAACGAGGAGACGGUGCUUGCGGUCGGGUUCGCGAUCCUGGCGACGUUCAUCGCGCGGAGCAUGAAGGAGCCGUACAAGAACUGGGCGGAGGGGCACAUCAAGCGCAUCAAGGACGUGCUCGAGGCGUCGCGCACGGAGCACACGCAGGCCGUGAAGGACCGCAUCGGCUCGGUGGAGAAGAUGAAGGACGUGGUGUCGAUCACCGAGGGUCUUUUCGCGCUCUCCAAGGAGACCGCCAAGCUCGAGUCCGAGGCGUUCGUGCAGAACCAGAAGGUCGCGCUCGCGGCGGAGGUCAAGGCAGUGCUCGACAGCUGGGUGCGGUAUGAGCAGCAGCAGAAGGAGAGCGAGCAGGCGGACCUGGCGAAGAACGUCAUCGAGAACGUGCUCAAGAGCAUCCAGGACGAGAAGACGCAGAAGGAGAUCCUCGCGGGUGCGAUCGCAGAGGUCGAACAGCUCGUUAAGAGCAAGGCCAUCUAGACGUGUCUUGCCUGUGGCCGUGAUGUAGACAGACGAGUGGAAUGCUAUGGCUUUCUCGCCCUCCCUCCCGUCCGCAGGCUGUAGAUGCAGGGUCUCUCCAGCGCGAAACCCUGAGCCUGACACCCUAUCGUAGCGCCUCGUGGUCCGGCCUCACGUCCCUUCCGUAACUCCCGAGCUUUGUCCAGUAAAAUAUUCUAUUGCAUGUCCAUUCUCGAGAAAACGUACGCG
Messenger RNA from Punctularia strigosozonata HHB-11173 SS5, 974 nucleotides. RefSeq lists its product as uncharacterized. The record is from RefSeq and is a predicted model, not a curated record. Bases 36 to 746 code for a protein of 236 amino acids. Gene Ontology annotation, biological process: proton motive force-driven ATP synthesis. Gene Ontology annotation, molecular function: proton transmembrane transporter activity. NCBI's taxonomy places the organism in Eukaryota, Fungi, Basidiomycota, Agaricomycetes, Corticiales, Punctulariaceae. The transcript has 5 exons.